AUGACAAUCCAAAACACGGCUCUGCUCAUUAUCGAUGUCCAAUACGAUUUCUUACCUCCAUCCGGAUCACUGGCUGUACCAAAUGGAGACGAAAUAUUACCUAUCAUACAUAAUUUAAUAGACAAGGAGAAAUGGGAUUGGCCAGUCAUAGUAGCAAGUCAAGACUAUCACCCGAAAAAACACAUUUCAUUCGCGUCGUCUCAUCCCCCACAGAAUCCCUUCGAGUUACUCACUCUGACAGAUGCAAGAGGUACAGAGUAUAACCAGACUUUAUGGCCUGAUCACUGUGUGCAAGGAACACGGGGAGCGGAGAUCGAAUAUAGUCUGAAAGACAAAUUAACAAAAUGGGAAGGUGAUGUAAAGCUGGUGAGGAAAGGCACGCAUGAUGGAUUAGAAGCUUACUCAGCUUUCGAAGGAUAUAUAACUGAUUUCGAAAACCCAUCGGAAUCUAGUCCAGAAAGAUCAAAUGAACAUCCUGGAGAACUGCGAUCAGCGGAAGAGUCCUCGUUGAGUCUUUGUCUCAAAGAACGAGGCGUUCAUAAAGUGGUUCUUGUCGGAUUAGCAACGGAUUUCUGUGUUCUGCAAACCGCUCUCUCCGCUCUUUCCUCCUCUUUCAAGACCCUUCUACUCGGUCCAGGUAUACGCGGGAUUUCUCCCGAAGACUCUAAGAACGCUAUGGACAAGAUUCAACAACUCGGUGGAAAAAUUAUAAGUGGUGAUGAUGGAGCUGAUUGGGAAAAUCAGGUUGAUGGUUGGAUCACCGAUGGCUAA
Molecule: messenger RNA, 771 nt
Organism: Kwoniella shivajii
Lineage: Eukaryota; Fungi; Basidiomycota; Tremellomycetes; Tremellales; Cryptococcaceae
Exons: 4
Coding region: 1-771 (256 amino acids)
Source: RefSeq, a predicted model, not a curated record